AUGACCCUCAGUUCUGGCUCAGCUCAGCUGAUCCUGGAUCCUGCACACCAGCCAGAGGAGACCCCAGUCCCCAACCUGGUUGAGCUGACCCUGGAGCCUGUGCACUGCCGACCCGAGCUCCUGGAUGCCUGUGCUGACCUCAUCAACGAGCAGUGGCCCCGCAGCCGCGCCUCCCGCCUCCACUCCUUGGGCCAGUCCUCAGACGCCUUUCCUCUCUGCUUGAUGCUGCUAAGCCCCCGACCCACUUCAGAGGCAGCCCCCAUUGUGGUGGGCCAUGCCCGCCUGUCCCGGGUGCUGGAUCGGCCCCAGAGCCUGCUAGUGGAGACCGUGGUGGUGGCCCGGGCACUGAGGGGCCGUGGCUUUGGCCGCCGUCUCAUGGAGGGCCUUGAAGCCUUUGCUCGGGCCCGGGGCUUCCGCCGGCUACACCUCACCACCCAUGAUCAGCUGCACUUUUAUGCCCAUCUGGGCUACCGGCUGGGUGAGCCAGUGCAGGGCCUGGUCUUCACCAGCCGGCGACUGCCUGCCACCCUGCUCAAUGCCUUCCCCAGGACCCCCUUUCCCUGGUCACCCUGCAAGGCCCCUAGCCUGACUGCCCAAGCUGCCCCAAAAGUCCCCAAGGGCUCAUCAUUGCUGCCACCCCCUCCCCUGCCUGAACCCCCGACCACCUUACCCCCACCUCCAGCAGGGCCCCCUCCACAAAGCUCCCUGGAGACACAAUACCAAGACCUGAGAGGACGCCCCAUAUUCUGGAUGGAGAAAGACAUCUGA
Messenger RNA from Rangifer tarandus platyrhynchus (Svalbard reindeer), 768 nucleotides. The record is from the annotation of a GenBank genome assembly. Lineage: Eukaryota; Metazoa; Chordata; Mammalia; Artiodactyla; Cervidae.